Messenger RNA from Xyrichtys novacula (pearly razorfish), 3212 nucleotides. NCBI's taxonomy places the organism in Eukaryota, Metazoa, Chordata, Actinopteri, Labriformes, Labridae. The record is from the annotation of a GenBank genome assembly.
GGUUUUUAUGUGGUUUUGGUAGGAAGAACAAAAGACAGCCUCACCACAUCUCCAUUCCUAGCCAGAUUUCCAGCUGAUCCUCCUGUGCCAGACAUCCUUCCCAGCGGUGGGGUGGUUUCAGGUCCUCUAAAAGUGCAGGUUACAUAAUGUUGAGCCUUAACACCCAGAUACCAACACUCUCCCUCCAGCUAAAACAUCAGCCCAUGCCCGGGCCAUAAACUGAGUUUAAUGUUAAUCACAUGGUUGUUUAAUAGUAAAACUAUCGGUCACGAAGGAAGUAAACAGCCCCGCUGGUGACAGUCAGUAGACACAUAAAAAGGUGCCGUCCAGUCAAAACAGCCUGUCGAGACAUACCAACUGCUGAGACACAAUGGAAGAAUCCUCUACAGGAAAAAACAAGCAUCAAAUCGUGUAUUUUUCCACUGAUCUGUGUGAUUUUUCAUUGUAUCUUUAGGACCACUCAUACCAAUAACACCAUAAGGAAAACACACGUGGACAAACACUCCACACCCCCCUGGCUAUAUUUCCCUCCCUGACACACUCCUUGUCCCCUCCCUCUCUUUGACAGUUAACUGUAUAAAUAUCCCACUCUCAGCAUUGCUGGAAUUCAGAGACUGACCUGCACUGACCAGGGAAACUCAGAGAGAGACCAGCUAAAGACAGACAGAGAGAAUUUAAUAGAGUGGGGACCAUCUCUGCAAAACAGGAAAAGAUAGAAAAAAGUUUCAUCCCAGCUACUCAUUUCCAACAUGUGGCUUCAGGUGUUUUUCUUGUGUUUCUCCUGCUUAACUCUAUCCACUGUAAGCCAAACUCAAGACCAAGCCUCCUUCCACCGCUCCAGAGAUCAUGCUGGGCGCUGCCAAUACACCUUCAGUGUUGCAAGUCCCGAAGAGUCCAGCUGCCCUGGAGGCAACAUGAAACCAGAGAUUGAUGGUGUGAUGUCUCGUCUCACUCUGCUGGAGGCUUUGGUCAGCCGCCUGAUAGCAGGACAAGAUGGUGGUAUGGACACAGGGGUCGGAGCUGAUGGUGGAGAAGCUUUCUCCCAGGUCACAAGAGAGAGAAACCAGCUGCAGCAAGACAAGGAACGUCUUAACAGGCAGGUUCAGGAGCAGCAGAGGAGGCUGGAAGCACUGAGCCAGGAAGCAGAGAGCCUCAGGCAAAAACCUUGCCGGCAGAUGCACACCUCAGGGCAUGAAAACAGACCUGCAAGCGGUAUGUACAUAGGCAUGUGAAGGAAAAACAUAAAAACCAAAACUAAGCUUUCAUUACUCCAGCAUCCAAAAAAAAAAAGCUUUCUUUUCAGGGAUGCUGUCGAAGAAAAUAAAGCUUUUUUCAUGACUAAGCUUGCUGUUGCUGAACUUCUGCUUUGAUUGUAUAUUAAUGUUUUCAUGGUUGAGGGGCGACUGGUCACGUUGCAGUUCACCAGCCAAAGUGAAGUAAAAGGUUAGGAAUUUACGACUCAGACCCCUGUUUUACAGCUGUCACUCCUGCAUGCUGGUUAACUUUCAUGGGAUCAAUACCAACCUAAAGCUCACAGGGCAAAAACAUGAGACACUGACUUUAAUACUGUCUGUUUGUUGGGACUGAGGUAUAAAAUAUUAUUUCUUGUUAUGUAUUAUGACUUGAAAUUCUCUUGUAGUUUUGAACUUUUUAUUAAUUUGUGUUGUAUCUCUUUACUGUGUCUUUUAGACCCUGCAUAUGACACUGGGAAUGGUGCAUACCAAGAGAUGAAGGCUGAGGUCACAGAAGUCCCAGCAUCCCAUCUUAUUCCUGACGGAAGCAGCACUUUCACAGGUACAUGUUGCGUUGAAAUGGCACUAAUGUCGCUGCUCAAAUCGACCCAUUGGUUGCAGUUACUAAGUACCUCAAGAGUAUCUGACUAUCGAGUUCUGAUUAAGUGACUAAGUUAUGUGACGAUUACAUCCAACUGAUAAAUACAAAGUGGUAUCAUAACAUUGUGAUUACUAAAAUAUUUUGUAGCAUGGUCAAAGUUUGACAGCUUUCCCUUUUUUUGUAGUUUUGAUUUCACUGACUACACUUGUAAAUGUGUUUUUGUCUACCCUCCUUCUGAUAUUCUGAUAUCUCACAAAUACCGUGGAUUUGUCCUGUCAGGUUGUGGAGAGCUGCGUUCAGUUGGAGAGCCUGUGAUGCACAGGAAGGCUGACAGCAUCACAGGUAAGUAUGGAGUGUGGCUGCAGGAUCCCGAGCCACAGGGUGAUGUCUACACCAACAAGACCGUGUGGCGAAUCGAUGCUGUGGGCAAAGACGUCCGUCAGCUCUUUGCAUAUGAAGACAUGGAUCAGUUCUCUAAAGGGUUCCCCAUGAAAGUGCUGGUCUUGCCUGAGCCCGUAGAGAGCACAGGGGCCACCAUGUACCGUGGCUCCCUAUACUACCAGCGCAGACGUAGCCGUACUCUGAUCCGUUAUGACUUGGCCUCUGAGAAGCUGGCAUCACGUCUAGACCUGCCCCACGCCGGCUUUCAUGGUCAGUACCCAUACUCCUGGGGUGGCUACACUGACAUCGACCUGGCAGCAGAUGAGAAGGGUUUGUGGGCAAUUUACAGCACCAGCAAGGCAAAGGGUGCCAUUGUGAUUUCACAACUGGACCCUGAGAGUCUAGAGGUGAAGAAGAGCUGGGAGACCAACAUCAGAAAGAACACCGUGGCCAACUCUUUCAUGGUAUGUGGACGUCUGUACACAGUAGCCAGCUACACAGCGCCAAACACAACCAUCAACUACGUGUUCAAUACAGCCACCAACGAGGGGCGGGCUGUAGCUGUGCCUUUCAAGAACAAGUACCGCUACAACAGUAUGGUGGACUACAACCACGCCCAGAGGAAGCUGCAUGCCUGGGACAACUUCCACAUGGUCACCUAUGACAUCAGACUGAUGCGGUCCAAUCAGGAUAGCAGCUAAAGAGAACACUGAUACAGCACUUUACAGGACUGUCAACAAGAUAAAACAUAUAGUCACUUCUGGUGUAUAAAGGCUUUGGCAGAGCUUGAUUUCCUCUGUGUAAGAUUCUAUUUUUUAUAUCACACUUGUAAAUAAAAUCUCUUAUAGCAGCAGAAAUGUAUUCAUAAGGCAGACUUAUGUAGCUUCAACGUAGCCCUUACAGAUUUAUCAGAUAUCAUAUUUUAUUAUUAAAAUAUUGUUGAUGUGUGUUAAGAAAUGUUCAUUUUAACUUUUUAAUAAAAAUGAUACAAAACUCCU